This is a messenger RNA of Fukomys damarensis (Damara mole-rat), 2299 nucleotides long. It is a transcript of the gene Hepacam2, whose product is annotated as HEPACAM family member 2. Lineage: Eukaryota; Metazoa; Chordata; Mammalia; Rodentia; Bathyergidae. The record is from RefSeq and is a predicted model, not a curated record. Bases 282 to 1706 code for a protein of 474 amino acids. The transcript has 11 exons.
GGCCACCGGCGGCAGUAAUCAGAGGACGAGGCAGUCCUCAAAGCAAAGCGGCAGCUUUUCAAUUAACCCUGCAAGUCUUACGGAAAGCGCUCUUUCUCUGGGGGCGGAAACCAAAGUACUAGGUAACCCAGUAUUGAGUUAAACAACAGUUACUGAAGAGAUGAAAACCGAACUGACGUGGUCCAGAGGGGCGGGACGGCAGAAUUUGAGACUUACACAAAAGUGGACGCCUUCAAGAAAAGCCGCUGACCACGAGCAAAUAAACCAGCAGAUGCUGGUCCAUGAAGAAACUUACCACUGAAAACGGCACUGUCUGCAUGGGACAGGAUGCUUUCAUGGAGCCCCAAAGAGGCACUGCUGGGAUCUUUCAAUGCAAAAUCUACCUCCUCCUGUUAGGUUCUUGUUCUGGGCUGAAGGUGACCGUGCCGUCACACACUGUCCAUGCCAUCAGAGGUCAGGCCCUCUACCUCCCUGUGCACUAUGGCUUCCACACUGUGGCAUCAGAUAUCCAGAUCAUAUGGCUAUUUGAGAGACCACAUGCGAUGCCCAAAUACUUACUGAGCUCUGUGAAUACAUCUGUAGUUCCUGACCUGGAAUACCAACACAAGUUCACCAUGAUCCCACCCAACGCAUCUCUGCUCAUCAAUCCACUGCAGUUUGAUGACGAAGGCAAUUACAUUGUGAAGGUCAACAUUCAAGGGAAUGGAACUCUAUCCUCGAGUCAGAAGAUACAAGUCACUGUUGAUGACCCUGUCACAAAGCCAGUGGUGCAGAAUCACCCUUCCUCUGGGGCUGUGGAGUACGUGGGGAACAUGACCCUGAUGUGCCAGGUGGAAGGGGGUACCCGGCUAGCGUACCAGUGGCUAAAAAACGGGAAGCCGGUCCGUACCAGUUCCACCUAUGCUUUUUCUCCCCAAAGCAACACCCUUCGUAUUUCUCCAGUCACCAAGGAGGACAUUGGGAAUUACAGUUGUCUCGUGAAGAACCCCGUCAGUGAAAUGGAAAGUGACAUUAUUACACCAACCAUAUACUACGGACCUUAUGGACUUCGAGUUAAUUCUGAUAAAGGGCUAAAAGUAGGGGAAGUGUUUACUGUUGACCUUGGAGAAGCCGUCCUAUUUGAUUGUUCAGCUGACUCUUAUCCCCCUAACGUCUACUCCUGGAUCCAGAACACUGAAAAUGCAACAUAUGUCAUUAAGCAUGGGCCUCUCUUGGAAGUGGUGUCAGACAAGGUAGCACAGAAGACAACUGACUUUGUGUGCUGUGCUUACAACAAUGUAACUGGGAGGCAAGAUGAAACUCAUUUCACUGUUAUCAUCACAUCUGUAGGGCUGGAGAAGCUUGCACAAAAAGCGAAAUCAUUGUCCCCCUUAGCAAGUAUAACGGGAAUAUCAUUAUUUUUAAUUAUAUCCAUGCUUCUUCUCUUCAUAUGGAAAAAAUAUCAACCCUACAAAGUUAUAAGACAGAAGUUAGAAGGAAGGCCAGAAACAGAAUACAGAAAAGCUCAAACAUUUUCAGGCCAUGAAGAUGCUCUGGACGACUUCGGAAUAUAUGAAUUUGUUGCUUUUCCAGAUGCAUCUGGUGUUUCCAGGAUGCCAAGCAGGUCUGUUCCCACCUCUGAUGAAGUAUCAGGGCGAGAUUUGCACAGCACAAUUUAUGAAGUUAUUCAGCAUAUCCCUGCUCAGCAGCAAGACCAUCCAGAGUGAAUUUUCCUGGGCAGAGCAAUACUUUGGAGUGAAAUAAUAAAGAAACAUCUAAGGACAAAUAGUGGAGUUGUAUAUCCCUCUGGAAACGGUAAAGAAGGCAGCCUCUUACUUUUACUCCAGGACCUCUUACCACUUCUUCUACAUGCAGAAUAGAGGUGUCUGUUACCCACAGUGGUCUGCAGGUUUUCCAGUCUGCACACAAUGUAUUGUGUGACCAAGGAACAUGGUGGACAUUAUCAUGCUGACUGAGAGAAAAAAAAAAGAAUGAUGGUUCCCUGUCAGUCUUUUUAUAUUAAAUUUUUCUAAAAAGCACCAAUUCAUUCUUUCUACACCAACCUUGACCCUGUCUUUUCUCACCUACAAAUGCAGAAACUCUACAUUUGCAAGUUUCUCAUCAGGCUUUAUUUUAUUAAAUUCUCAAGGCUACAAUUUUCUUCCCCAAUUUUUUUCUUAUUAUUUGCAUCACAAAAGUAAGACUGUGCCUUCUGCCUGGUUGUCAAUCAAUGUGUUUGUCAGGGAUGUUUUUUAAAAGACGUACAAAAUGCUUAAGGAAAGGAUUUAUUAAAGUUUCAUGUAACUUUUGUUCAACAGAA